AUGGGAGACUGGACUUUCCUUGGAAGACUGCUGGACAAAGUUCAGUUGCACUCUACAGUGGUUGGGAAAAUCUGGCUCACUGUGUUAUUUAUCUUCAGGAUCCUUCUGCUUGGGGCUGCCGCUGAGAGAGUUUGGGGAGAUGAACAGUCUGACUUCAUAUGCAACACACGCCAACCUGGUUGUGAAAAUGUCUGCUAUGACAAAGCCUUCCCCAUUUCCCACAUUCGCUUUUGGGUUCUUCAGAUCAUAUUCGUUUCAACGCCGACCUUGUUAUAUCUUGGACAUGUGUUACAUGUUAUCCACUUAGAGAGAAAAACACGCAAAUUAGCUGACGAAUCUGCAGGCGUCUUCAGAAAAGUUAAGACAUCAAAGUACAUUAUAAAUCAAGGAAAGGUAAAAAUACAGGGAAUCCUACUGUUCACCUACAUAGUACAUGUUUUGUGCAAAAUAUUGUUUGAAGUUGGUUUCAUUGUCGGUCAGUGGUAUCUCUAUGGAUUCUCCUUGGGUCCCGUAUACGUGUGCAAUAGAGAUCCCUGUCCUCAUGUGGUAGAUUGUUUCAUUUCACGCCCAACAGAGAAGACCAUUUUCAUCCUUUUCAUGCUGGCUGUGGCUUGUCUGUCCCUGCUUCUAAAUAUAACUGAAAUAGUUUACCUUCUUUUCAAGCAAAUAACCAUUUCAACACAAAAGAGGCAUCUAAGACACCUCCCUCCCCGAUUUGUUGUUGAAUCUUUUGAUAAAACAAUGUUCCCUGCAGACGUAGCUGUAUCAGAUUCUAAACUGAAGUCUUUUGGUUCUGAAGCUAGCAGUAGCCAGGAUCCCAAGUCUCAAAACACCAUUAAUUAUGGGAUUGAAAAGUGUGGUAAUGAAAAUAAAGAGAAUAUAGAGAAACAAAGUGAGCAAUAA
Hypanus sabinus (Atlantic stingray) is the source of this 903-nucleotide messenger RNA. RefSeq names its product gap junction alpha-3 protein-like. The coding region runs from base 1 to 903 and encodes 300 amino acids. Lineage: Eukaryota; Metazoa; Chordata; Chondrichthyes; Myliobatiformes; Dasyatidae. The transcript has a single exon. The record is from RefSeq and is a predicted model, not a curated record. Gene Ontology annotation, biological process: cell communication. Gene Ontology annotation, cellular component: connexin complex.